ACAGGUGUUGGAAGCAGCCCAUCCAGUCAGUGGGACUUCUGGGGGAGCACGCUAGUCACCAGCUCGUAUGUGCGUCUGACGCCUGAUGAGAGAAGUAAACAGGGAUCCAUUUGGAACACGGUGGUGAGUAAGGAACUAGCUUCUAUGAAAUGCAUUGUUAGACAUUACAGACAGAUACACAAACAAUAGACUCCACUCCCAAAUCCAUUAUAGCUUGAUUGGAGAAUAUCUACAUUUUGAACUGAAUAGGUCCAAUUGAUGGUUAAAUUGAUGAUCCGAUGUCAUUGUGCUUUCUCUGUGCAGCCUGUUUAUCUGAAAGACUGGGAGAUGCACGUGCAGUACAAGAUUCACGGGUCGGGGAAGAAAGAUCUCCAUGGAGAUGGCAUCGCCAUCUGGUACACUAAGGAGAGACUUCAUCCAGGUAAUGUAUCAUCUUGCCAAAAUAACAUCUUUGUCAUAAAUCACUUCCUUAUUCCAUUACAAAGCUUUGGCAAUCAAAUUAGUAGACUAGUCUAUGUGAUGUGGUAGCACUGGGUUGUAUUUCCCGUAAGCACUUCAGGUCUCAGUCAUGUGCUCAUCAUAUCUCGCCUCUUUGCCUUCCAUUCAGGCCCAAUCUUUGGAAACCAAGAUCAUUUUGUUGGCCUGGCUUUAUUUGUGGAUACCUUCCGCAAUGAUCUCCUUGGGAUGGAUGUAAGUGCAGCGUCUGGCUGGUUGACUUGACGUGAUUCUUCCCUUGCAGGGUCUGUGUUUGGCAGCAAUGCUAAGUUCCACGGCCUCGCCCUUUUUAUAGACACGUACCAUAACGAUGAGGCGGCUGACGUGAGUUGAUGCAGCUACAUUUAUCAUUAUUCUGAUGUGUUUCAUGUCAAUGUGAUGGAAGGAUUUUAAUGUGAUGGAAGGAUUAUAAUGUUAUGGAAGGAUUUUAAUGUGAUGGAAGGAUUAUAAUGUUAUGGAAGGAUUUUAAUGUGAUGUAUUUUCUUUUGAGUUUCUUUGUGUUCUUUUGUCAUAGGAAGCUUUUGAGUUGCCUUUGUUGCUUUCUGAGAAGGACCUUUUUUGUAACACCAUGAACAUCACCUUUUAAUAUGCUGCAUUCGGCUUAUUACACAUUUUGAAUUACGUGUACAAAUAUUUUUUGCAUCACAGCGUAAGAUGGAUUGAUUGGUAACUGAGUCAGGAUGUCUAUAACGAACAUUUUCCAGUUUUCUGUCCUUACAUCCCUUGUGUUCUCCACUAGCGGUCCUUCCCCUACAUCUCUGCCAUGGUGAAUAAUGGUUCUCUGCCCUAUGACCAUGGGAAGGAUGGACGUAACUCUGAACUGGGAGGCUGCUCUUCUGAGAUCAGGAACAAAGACCAUGACACCUACCUGGCCAUUCGCUACUCCAAGAGCAGGCUCACGGUAGGAAUCCCUUUUUUAAAUGAUAUAAAUGACUCCAGUCCAGACAUCUUGGACGGGUUUCCUAAACACAGAUGACGCUAACCCUAGUCCUGGAUUAAAAGGCUUAAUGGAGAUGCUCCUUGGAGGAUUCUCUUUGGUCCAGGACUAUUCUUAGUCUUUGUCCGGGAAACUGGCCUCUUGUGUUAUGAAAUUGAUGAAUUUCAAUGUUAUAGAGUACAUGUUAUGUAAUCGACGUGUUACAUUUCUAUUCAAAUAAUGGCAAUUGCUGAAUUGUACCAUUCUGAUCUCUACAGGUGAUGAUUGACAUUGAUGAUAAGAAUGAAUGGAAAGAGUGCAUUGACAUCAGGGGUGUCCACCUCCCCACAGGGUACUACUUUGGGGCUUCUGCUGCUACAGGGGAUCUCUCUGGUAGGUUGGGUCAGGUUGGAGCUUCUGCUGCUAGAGGGGAUCUCUGGUAGGUUGGGUCAGGUUGGAGCUUCUGCUGCUACAGGGGAUCUCUCUGGUAGGUUGGGUCAGGUUGUAGAGACUGGUUCUUGCUAGAGGGGAUCUCUGGUAGGUUGGGUCAGGUUGUAGAGACUGGUUCUUGCUAGAGGGGAUCUCUGGUAGGUUGGGUCAGGUUGUAGAGACUGAUUCUUGCUAGAGGGGAUCUCUGGUAGGUUGGGUCAGGUUGUAGAGACUGAUUCUUGCUAGAGGGGAUCUCUGGUAGGUUGGGUCAGGUUGUAGAGACUGAUUCUUGCUAGAGGGGAUCUCUGGUAGGUUGGGUCAGGUUGUAGAGACUGAUUCUUGCUACAGGGGAUCUCUGGUAGGUUGAGUCAGGUUGUCGAGACUGAUUAUUGCUACAUGGGAUCUCUGGUAGGUUGGGUCAGGGUGGAUUAAAUAGACUGAUUCUUUCAAGAUGUAGAUCUAAUAAUUUUUUUUAGGACUCGAACACAAAUGUAAAAACUGCACACUGAGAACGAUAAUGACUGACCUUGAUUCAAUUCUUAUUUUAAAAAAUCUCACUGUGCAGAGGAGUACGUACAGAUUGAACCAAUUACUUCGUUUGUCGUUUCAGUCUGGCUUUGUCAGCAUAAAAUCACCAUAGACUUCAGAUUUACAACUAACACAACUUUUCUCCCGCGUUACAGAUAACCAUGACAUCAUCUCCAUGAAGAUGUACCAGCUGAUGGUAGAUCACACACCUGAUGAGGACAGUAUGGACUGGACCAAGAUUGAGCCAAGCGUCAGCCUGCUGAAGUCCCCCAAAGGUUGGUCCAUUUUAUUUUCGAUAAAGAAAAAAAAAACCAAUUUCCAUUCUUUUUACAUUUACGUCAUUUUAGCAGACGCUCUUAUCCAGAGCGACUUACAGGAGCAAUUAGGGUUAAGUGCCUUGCUUAAGGGCACAUCGACAGAUUUUUCACCUAGUCGGCUCGGGGAUUAGAACCAGCGACCUUUCGGUUACUGGCACAACGCUCUUACCCACUAAGCUACCUGCCGCCUCUAAUCAAAUAGACAAUAAAGAUUGUAUUAUAUUUGACUACAGUCCGGUAUGUCAUCUUACUGUAGAUAAUGUACAGUUAGGUGAGUAGGCUUGUUAGAGUAAGAGUUAACCAUGAUCAUUCUUCUUUCAUUUUUCUCUUUCACAGACAAUAUUGAUGAUCCUACUGGUAACUUCCGAAGCACACCUCUUACUGGCUGGAAGGUCUUCCUGCUUCUGCUAUGUGCUCUACUGGGAAUUGUAGUGUGUGGUGUUGUAGGGGCUGUAGUCUUUCAGAAGCGCCAGGAAAGAAACAGGAGGUUUUACUAAGAGGAAAAUCAUAUUUCUGUAUGUGAGAGGUAUUUGUGAAAUUGACUGUUGCGAAGAAUACAGAUUCAACAACACAUUAAACGUUAAUUUUCUAAAGAUUGUACAAAUGUUUAUAUCUGCUGAAGCACUGUGACGAUGACAGUCACUUAUGGUAUCGUUCCAAUGUUUGUGAAAUAACCAUGACUAAUGGUUACUACCACAUGUAUAUGAGUGACCUUUUGAUGGAGGCAGUUUGACAUUUUUGUUUUUAUUCACCCUUGUACAGUACAGGGGAUAAUUGUUGUUGAUUUGGAUCGAUCUGUAAAACACUG
Molecule: messenger RNA, 3493 nt
Organism: Coregonus sp. 'balchen'
Lineage: Eukaryota; Metazoa; Chordata; Actinopteri; Salmoniformes; Salmonidae
Source: the annotation of a GenBank genome assembly